AUGUAUUCUCUCCCAACAUUGGCGCUCGCCUUGAGCGCCGCCUCCUUCGCCGCCGCUGGACCGGCCAAUAUCGAGGCUCGUGCAACGAAGAGCUCAAGCGGCAGUGCAUCAGGAACAGGCUCAACAUCAUUGCCAACAGUCACCACAAAGGGCAACGCAUUCUUCGCAGGCGAUGACCGAUUCUACAUUCGAGGUGUCGACUAUCAGCCCGGAGGCUCCUCAGAUGUGACCGACCCUCUUGCAGACUAUAGCACCUGUUCACGCGAUAUCCCAUACUCCAAGAAGCUCGGUCUGAACACUAUCCGUGUCUACACCGUCGACAACAGUGCCGACCACGAUCAAUGCAUGAACGCACUCGCUGAAGCGGGAAUCUAUCUUGCCUUAGAUGUGAACACACCAAAGUACUCCCUGAACCGUGGCUCUCUCGGCGUGUCCUACAACCCAACCUACCUCCAGUCCAUCUUCGCCACAGUCGACGCCUUCGCCGGAUACACCAACACCCUGCUCUUCUUUAGCGGCAACGAAGUCAUCAACGACUCGAACUCCACUUCCGCCGCUCCCUACGUUAAAGCCGUCACCCGCGACAUGAAGCAAAACAUCAGCGAGCGUGGCUACCGCUCCAUCCCAGUCGGUUACUCCGCUGCCGACGUUUCCCAGAACCAAUACCUCAUGGCGCAAUACAUGGACUGCGGCGACACACCUUCCAUCUUCGACUUCUACGCCAUCAACAACUACGAAUGGUGCGACCCCUCGUCGUACACGACCUCUGGGUGGUCCGCUCUCGUAGAACAAUACAGCAACUACAGUCUCCCCCUAUUCAUCUCCGAAUACGGCUGCAUCACCAACACCCGCACCUUCGCCGAAACCGCCGAGCUCUACAAGUCAGAAAUGACCAAAGUCUUCUCAGGAGGUUUAGUAUACGAAUACUCCGCGGAAGGCAACGGCUACGGCAUCGUCACCAUCUCCGGCAAUACCGUAACUUCCGUCGACUCUCAAUUCGACGAUCUCAAAUCUGCCCUCGCCAACGCCACAGAUCCCACUGAUGGAGGUGGCUACUUCACCGAUGGCAAGGUCCAGGAUUGUCCGGAUCAGAGUGACAAUUGGGAUACGAGCGCUUUCACUGAUAGUGCGUUGCCGGCUAUGCCGACUGGGGCGGAGAAGUACAUGAAGAGCGGUGCUGGGGAUGGACCGGGUCUCACGGGUGAUGGAUCACAGAACGCGGGAGGUGGGAGCUCGGCGACUGCGAGUGCGGGUGCUGGAGCGGUCAGUACGACGUAUGGGAGUGGCGCUGCGGGUGCGACGGGGUCGACUGCGAGUAGUGCUGCUGGAGCUGUGCAAAUUGGUCGGACUGAUCUGGCGCCGUUGGUGUGUGGAGCGGUGGUGUUUGUUAGUAUUCUCCUGGGCGCUGCUAUGUUGUAG
This is a messenger RNA of Fulvia fulva, 1419 nucleotides long. RefSeq names its product 1,3-beta-glucanosyltransferase gel1. NCBI's taxonomy places the organism in Eukaryota, Fungi, Ascomycota, Dothideomycetes, Mycosphaerellales, Mycosphaerellaceae. Gene Ontology annotation, biological process: fungal-type cell wall (1->3)-beta-D-glucan biosynthetic process. The coding region runs from base 1 to 1419 and encodes 472 amino acids. The transcript has a single exon. The record is from RefSeq and is a predicted model, not a curated record. Gene Ontology annotation, molecular function: 1,3-beta-glucanosyltransferase activity. Gene Ontology annotation, cellular component: cytoplasm; fungal-type cell wall.